Messenger RNA from Prorocentrum cordatum, 728 nucleotides. Lineage: Eukaryota; Dinophyceae; Prorocentrales; Prorocentraceae. The record is from the annotation of a GenBank genome assembly.
GGUGAGGCCCCGCGCGAUGCCCAGCCCUGGCCCGGUGCACCUGAGCUUGGACUGCAUCGACGAGGACGCCGCGCCCUUGUCCGCCUGCAGCCCCGGCACCUGGGGCUGCUUCUUCGGCGGCCCCGCGGAGGAGUGGAGCCGCUGCACCGCCUGCUCCCGCCCCGCGCACGCGGCGGACGAGGACCUUGCGCCGUCGGCUCGCACGGGCUCCCAGACGUCCGAGGUGCUCGAGCCCGGCCCCCACCAGGUCGGGGAGGCGUGGUGGCUGCCCCGGGAGGGCGCCAGGCCCGACGGUGACCCCACCGCCGGCCUGCGGGCCCGCCUGGCGGCGCUGGGUGAGGCCCAAGGGCAUGCCGGCCCCCCUUCCAAGAAGGCGGCCGAGCUGCCCGCGGGCACCCCGCAGCCCCGGUGGCCCCCACCUCCCGGCGGGCUCGCGGCGGCCGCGCACUGGACCCACGCCGCCACGCCGCUCGCGCCGUGCUCGCCCUGGCGGCGCGGCGCCCUGCGGCUGCAGCGGCUCGUGAACCUGUGGCCCACGCAGCUCUGCUUCGCCGCCGUGCUGGUCCUGAACCGCCUGAGCUACCCGAUCCCGGCGGGGGACCGGGUGGACCAGACCCCCCACGGGGACGAGAUGCCGAGCGACGACGUGUACUCCUUGGCGACCACCCUCGCCCUGCUCUUCGUGAUCACCGUGUGCGAGCUGCUAGUCCGGGUCGCGGCCCAAGGUG